Molecule: messenger RNA, 984 nt
Organism: Protopolystoma xenopodis
Lineage: Eukaryota; Metazoa; Platyhelminthes; Monogenea; Polystomatidea; Polystomatidae
Source: the annotation of a GenBank genome assembly
AUGGUACAGAGUGUACAGAUUGUUCAAGUGGUACAGACGCUUUAUACACUACAGACCCUAAAGAUGGUACGGAUGGUACAGACAAUAAAGAAUCUGCAGACCCUACAGACUCUACAGAAGGUAUUGAUGGUACAGUUGGUACAGACGAAAGAUAUUACAGAGGCUUCAGUUGGUACGGAUUGUACAGACGAUACAGAAUAUUCAGACCCUACAGUCUCUACAGAAGGUAUCGAUGGUACAGUUGGUACAGACGGUCGAGAUGGUACCGAGGGCACAGAUGGUACAGUUGGUACGGAUGGUACAGACGCUCUAGAUCCUUUAGACACUACAGACCCUACAGAUGGUACGGAUGGUACAGACGAUACAGAAUCCGCAGACCUACAGACUCUACAGAAGGGAUCGAUGGUACAGUUGGUACAGCGUAAAGAUGCUACAGUCGCUUUAGGCAGAGCAGACCUUCAAAAUGGUACCGACGGAACAGAUGGUACGAGUCGUGUGGGUGGUACGGGUGAGCGAGUCUGCCGAAGGGUGGUACUCGCGCCUCGUUGCCACGGGCCUAGAGUGCCAGAUCAGCCCAGUCCGGAUGGGCGGAGGGAGGAGAAUGUUUCCGUCGGCCAGAUGCAGCCAUCGUCGUGCCGGACGACUGUAGCGACUGGGAGAAGCGGCGAGAGACGACAAUGCAACAAUCACAGCAUAGACGAGCUGGUGCAGAAGAGGAGAAGGCAGCAAAAGGCAAACCGUCGCCUCCAUUCCCGGCAAAGAGGGUCGAAAUGUGAUUCAUGGGAGUGGGAGUGCAAUGGGCCAAUCAGAGACGCCCGUCUCGUCCCGCCAAUCAGCGCGUCGGAGACCGACAGACCAAUUGAAUGCCUCAAAGGGGAAACCUCUUGUUGGCAGUUGGAAUUUGGCGCAGUCUUUGAAUCAGUACGUCUGGCAGACCUGUCUGCUGGGCAAAGCCGGUCUCAGCCCCGGUUCUGCUGGCCGUAG